UCUCUACUAUCGCUGACGCGGGGCUGUUAGUCACGAGCAGUUUAGUGCUCCGACAUCUCCGCUACAGCCACAUUGAGGAUUACACCAGGUGCAACCAGUGAUUCUUAUUAUGUAGUGGACACAAUCUGAUCGGUAUACGGGAUUUUAACUAGAUAGGAUUGCCAUUGAGAUCUUAUGCUAUGUGAUUAAGCUAGCUGCAGAUGACACUGACUCAACAAGGUUUUAUAUUGGAUUUUGUCUGAUCAAUAACUGCUAUUCAAACAUCGGAGGGAAAUGAUGUGAUGAAGUGUGACGUCUAGUUCCUCCUUAAUUACGUCGAUGUGAUCACCGGCCACGUUUUUCAAGCUAAUCCAGCCAAGGGAACGAUCCCCUGAUUGGAGAUGAGAAAGAGUAAACGAUAGUUUGCCAAGGUACAUGUCGCAUUUAACAUCUGGUGGAAGUCAUUUUUGACUGCGUUACUGACGGACCGGUAUUUUAUUCCGUAUUCCUUCGGAACAUGUGAAAAUUGUAGAUAAUCUGUUCAUAGGCUGCCUAAAUCUGAUUAUCAGAUUAGCACGGAAAAUUUGUUCUCUCAAUGAAAACAAUAAUAACAUCUUAUUAUAAUCAUCUUAUGAAAACCGAAUAAGGAGUACUAAACCGUCUGCAACAAUGGUUAGGCCCUGUUCGUCGAAUCAGGCAUCGAAUGAGGCCCCGGCACGUAGGCUUAGCCUGGCACUCCGUCCCAAGUCUCGGGGGAGUAUUUCGCGUUCCUCGUUCUGUUCUACUGUGUCAAGGGCUAGGAGUGCCCCCUACCUCUAUACGUACACCCCGACAAGCAUCAGAGACCCAAAGGAGACACCCAGCGCCUGGACGACAACUUCUAAACAUAUCACCCCAGAGAAAAGGCGUGUUCCUAUCUACACUAGUCAAGAAGAUUUGCUCUUAUCAGACUUGGACGACUAUGGGAUCUUGAAGAGUAAUAGCACUACUAACUCUCACGGAGAGGCUGAUCUAUACGCCUAUGGAAUGGUGAACCCGAAGCGACACCACUCAUGUUGCCUCAGACCCGCGACUGUAGGGGUGAAGGCUGGGAAGGACCAGGGAGGAACUACAAGACCAAGGACUCAUGUUGACACAUCUAAGAGAGCUGAGGAUGGCAGACGACAGAGCAAAGCAGUCAAUGGGGUUUUACCCCCUCUCAACAGCCGCGGUACCAUGGGGAGGGAGACUUCACUGGGCCCACUGGAGACUGCCCCUCAUGAUGGACAUUGGAAGCUGGAGAGACGAUCACUCAGCGAGUCCACGGAUCAGAAGAUCAUAUCUCAUCUGAGAAGACAACUGAAUAAACGCUUAGAGAAACGGAUGCAAGAGUUGAUCUCCACAGAACUUUCUGAUCAUUCCGAUGAUGACGCAGUGGACGGGAAACAAGCAGAGAGUAGACAUACCACGGCCAUACGAGGAGGUGUUUCCAGUCUCCUGAACAACUAUGAUGAACUCGGUGAGAAAAAGGGAGUAGUGUCCUCUCAACCACAUCCAUCACCUCGACGCCAUCAACGUAAACUGGAACCCCUCGCCCCCGACGAACCUGCUGCCAAGAAUGGUGCUAUCCCUGUUCAACAGCCUGUCCUGCCAAACAUAGGCGAACGACAGAGUUCGAGCGACAGUGCUGGCCGGCCCAAGUUACGAAAGAGUGUCUCAAUGUCAGAAGACGAACCAGAAAUCCUCAACAAGGAGGAAUUCAGAAAGAGAUCCGCAAAGCUGAAAGAACAAAAGUCACCGGAAGUUGCAAUAACGGUAGAGUAUUCUGAGGAUGCGCCGCAACCGGAAUUGACGAAAGAGAAAUCGACGCUCAGUGAUCACGAGACUGACCAGGAGAUUCAGUACCUAUCACGGGAGGAGACUGAUAUGGACAAUGAAAGCUUUAGUUCUUUAGAAGUGAGUCCGGUGCCCACACCGAUGGUGUACAGGCCAGAGACGAGGGAGGCGCAACGUUACAGCUACGAGGAGAGGGUGGCACGGAUACUCAAGGGCUCGAUGAACAUCAAGGUGCCUGCGGAUUCGAAAAUACUUAGGAUUUAUGUCAGCUCAGCAUUUACAGAUUCGAUAGGUGAGCGCAGCCGCCUCAUUCAGAAGGCCUACCCCGAUUUGAAAGAGUACUGCUCUAGCCGAGGGUACGAGCUGCACAUCAUGGACCUGCACUGGGGGGUGACUAGCUGGCAGACUGACGACCACACAGGACCUGACAAGGCCAUGCAGGUACUCGAGAAAUGUACGGAGGGCGCGAGGACUAUUUCAUUUGUUACUUUCCUCAGCCAAACCUACGGACCCUCCUUACUCCCGACAUCGAUCCCCGCGGACGAGUUUCAGUUGAUACUGAAAGAGGUGGAAAAGGACUUUGAAAUCCAGCGGCGGUUGACCCAGCAGCGCAUGGUUGCGUUGAGAGAGGCGCAGCUGGCCAGACAACGAAAGCAAAGCAGUGAAGGCACGGAGGAGGAGGAGGACGGAGAAGAUGGGGCAGAUGACGAAACCAAAGACACUGAACGAGUCGCAAGCGUCACUAAGAAUCAUGAAAAGACCGUGAGGUUCUCUGUGGGCGAGCUGAAGAGUUCGAAGCAAGGCGAUGGUUCGGCCGACUCGACACUCCUGACGCAGUGGUACUUGCUGGACGAGAAUACAGUCCCGCCCGUUUACAAGUUACAGCGAAUCAGCACACACAUCAAAGACAUCCUUCGCAAUGACCCUGCUGUGAAACAAGCUGCCAAACGUACCUGGCAGGGAAUGGCGGACAAAAUGGUGGACAUCUUUCAGAAUCACGCCAAGAACCUUUUGACAGAUCCAAGGGACCGACAGAAAUAUUUCCAAUCAGCUGUGGACAAAGAGAUCGAGACAGGCCUUCUUUACGCAGACAGCCCAGAUAACACCUGCCUCUGGUACGACCGGUUCAUCCCCGACAUCUACAGUCACCUCGGUGAAACCAAGGUCAAGGAUUUCAUCGACCUUCGAUCAGACAUUGCCGAGAUCGAUCCUUCCCGGGCCGAACUCCUGGAGAACCUGCGGGCGAAGAUGGCCGACAGGGUACCCAAAAAGAACAUCCGCUUCUCCGAGGUGAACUGGUCUUCGGAAGGCCUGGACGAGAGGGUCCGAGCUCACGACAAGUACUUCGAGAAAGUGGCGGUAGACUUCCGAGAUACCAUGCUGCAGAGACUGGAGUCACUGGUCAAAGAGGAUAAGAAGAGAUACACGUGGAAGAUACAGUUGUAUGAAGAGGUGGCGAAGCAUGUCGACUUCUGCCAUGAGAGGGCUCGACAAUUCCAUGGUAGAAAGGAACUGCUGAACACGAUCAAGCGUUACAUCCGGUCGAAAUACCGCCAUCCGCUGGUUGUUCAUGGCCGGUCUGGGAGUGGGAAGACCUCGCUCCUCUCGAAGGCAGCAAAAGACACACACAAGUGGUUCAAAGGCAAAAACUCCAUCACGGUAGUACGCAUGAUCGGCGUGACGUCAGCAUCGACGAACAUCCGGUUGCUCCUGAAGGACAUCUGCACCCAACUCUGUGUGGUGUUUGGGAACGACCCCGAGGAGUUGCCUGAUGACUACAAGGGAAUUAUGAAUGACUUUAGCUCAAGAAUGUCUCAGGCGACGGAGGACCAGCCGAUUAUACUCUACAUAGACUCGUUGAAUCAGUUAUCAGCUGACUUUGACGCCCACCGUAUUACCUGGUUACCAAAAGAGCUGCCCGAACACGUCCAUCUGAUUGUCUCCACACUCCCCGAUGACCGAUACGAGUCCUACAGCUGUCUGAAGAGUGCUUUCCCAAAGGAGGCGAACUUUGUUGAGGUGCCUCAAAUGCGCGAAGGAGACGCAGCGGUGCUGCUUGAACAUUGGCUGAAGACGGCAAACCGCGGCCUUACCAAUGAACAAUUCGAUAUCAUCAUUGAUGCUUUUAAAAAGUGUCCUCUUCCAUUGUAUCUGAAGAUCAGCUACGAGGAGGCCUUGCUGUGGCCGUCCUACAUGGCCCUGGAAAAGGUGAAGCUGUCGGAAACGAUCAAGAAGGCUGUGAGCGUCAUGUUUGCGAGGUUGGAGUCCACUCACGGUCAGCCCCUCGUCAGGCGGGCAUUGGGAUACCUGACCGCCGCCAAGAAUGGCGUCACUGAAAACGAAAUGGAGGACCUACUUUCUCUUGAUGACUCUGUUAUGGAAGACAUUAGCAAACAAAUCAAGACUCCACUCCGACGCUGUCCAGUGGUCUCUUGGUUGCGCCUUCGAUUAGACUUGAAGGACUACAUCGUUGAACGCAGCGCAGAUAACUGUAAGCCGUUGAAGUGGUUUCAAUCGCAGUUCGUUGAAGCCGCCGAGGAAAGAUACCUCAGCGCAAAGGAAAGGCCAUCCUACCACAAGGCAAUUGCCGAGUACUUUCAGGGGGUCUGGAGCGAAGGCAAGCCUGUUGGCUCUAGCGAGACUGUAGCUAACAGAUUUGUGUCACCACAGAACUUAUACGAAGAAGUCCAGGAUGCGGACGGAAACACAAGUCGAGUGUAUAAUCGGAGAAAACUUAGCGAACUACCGUACAACCUUCUUAAGGCUGUAAUGUUUGACGACAUGAAGACUCAAACAUUGUGCAAUUUUGAAUUCCUGCUGGCAAAGCUUUGUGCCGACUCUCUGAGAAGCAUACUCGAUGACUUCCAGAUGGCCUUGCAGACAGAACCUGAUGAUGCUGACCUCAAGCUUGUGGCCCAUACGUUACAUUUGUCAACAAAAGCUCUGAAGAGAGACAAGCAUCAGUUGGCCACGCAAGUUGUUGGUAGGCUCCAAGAGAUCGUUUCCAAGGACGUGCCGGUCUCGCAUGCUGAUCCCCGCAAGUUUCCCUUCCUGCACCCUCUUUUCCGGCAAGCUGUGAAUGCGUCUGUACCCAGUCUUAUCCCGUCCAUGGCUUGCCUGACACAACCUGAUGGUAUACUUUUCGACCUACUCUCGGGACAUCGGGAGCCUAUCACUGCGGUCGCCAACACCACAGAUGGUCUCCGGGCGCUGACAACGUCCAAGGAUGACACCUUGAAAAUCUGGGAUCUACGGCAAGGAAGGGUGACAAAGACCAUUAGAGACGUCGGAGCAAAUUGUCACAUGAUCAGAACGGCAGUCAAUAACAGUUUGAUCAUUACGUCAGAGUCAUCAAUGAUACGAAUCUGGAGCAUGCGCACAGGCGAAUGUGUCAAGGUCAUUGAUGAAUACGUUGACCCUGCACACAUCACCCUGGCGAAAGAGGGCUCCAUCUUGGCUGCAUUCUAUGACGGAACGCUCAUACUACGCACGUGGUCCUUGAAGCCACAUAUUACGAAACUUGUCGAAGUCAAGUUGCAUCAAGAGGAGGAAGACUCGGAGGCUGGUUUGAUGGCUCUGCACAAGGAACAUUGUAUUUUAGCAGCGAACACUGGCCAUGGCGUCAAUGUCUUGUCAGCAUUCCGUAGUGCGUCAUACGCCAUGGUCCACAGUGCUAAAACUGGAGCGCAGAUCUUCACUCUCAAGUCUUCAGACCCUGGUGCUUCAGUCACCGCAGUGGCUGUCUCGAGGGAAUACUUCGUGGUGGCUUGUCGGUACCAAUACAUGAAACACCACGAAAUAUUCUACCUUGAACUAUUCGACGCACAGAACGGUAGCUACCUUCGUAAGAUUCGUGGCUGCACCGUGGACGACAUCAAGGAUUUAAUGGUAAAUCAGAUGGGAUCGCACGCGCUGUGUGUCUGUGGUUCGGAACAAAACAACACAUCGAAUAUAGCAAUCUGGAACUUGGAGACGGAAGACCAUAAACAUUUAGCUUCCCAUGCUACUGUCUCAUCCAUGGGAGCUUGUUCUGACUUGCGGUACGUCCUGACUGGUUCCAAAACCGAAAAUAUCCUCCGGAUUUGGAACAUGAGCAAGAGUGUGAACCAGACUGCUCCGAAACUGAAAACCAAGGAGGGGAUUAAAAACUUGUACGCGAUGAAGGACCAUCCCAGGUACGUGGUUGCAGAGUCCUUCGAGAAGGGAGUCAUCUAUGUGUGGAAUAUUACAAGGGAUAAGUUCACUGGUCAGAUUGUCCGAAAAGAACGCGGCUUGAUUGAUAAGCAGGAUGUCAUCCUGUUCAGGAAUGAACGAGCAGUCAUCCUGGCCGAUCGUGCAAUCUCUUCGGUGAGCGAGGACAACCAACAGGUCUAUCAGACCUUGUUUGUCUACAACUUAGUAUCAAAGAAGUAUGAACGAAAAAUCAAAGACUGUUUCAUUGUGCCGUCACCAGCUCACGAGUUUAAGGUUCUCUCCGAGGACCGCUUGAUGGGGCUGUCUGAAAAUCGGUCACAUUUCAUGAUUUGGAACAUGAAGAAUGGCCAUGUCGCACACAGAAUACGGCCGAAUUUCCGUGAUAUGGAGCGCCGGAGAUUGGAGUGGGGUAUCCGCGUGAAGCAAGAGCCAGGGGUGAAGGAUAGUAAGCCUCAGCGGAGUACCACUGCGAUGAUGACGCCUUGGGAUCGGAGGACGGAGACAGAAGUAGCAAGGAGGACACGCAAACAGAAAGAAUCGGAGGAGGAAAAGAAACGAAUGGAAGAAUUGAAGAAGGAGAAGGAGAAUGGGAUUGAACAAUACAUCUUGAGUGGAGAUGAGAAGAUCAUUGUGGCCUCCUUCUUCGCUCAUCAUCUGUGCGUAUUCAAUGUUGACACACAUGAACACAUGCAGACGUUGGAGGAUGAGAAUUCAAUGCUGUACCUGUAUGUUUCAGCGCUGACGCACACCGGCAGCCAUCUCGUUUUGGCAAACUACGACGAAGAGGCGAAGACCAGCUACGUGACCUUGUGGGACUGCAAGACGGGUGAGAUCAGAAAAAGGCUGAAGAAUGAGAAGAACGUCCGCGCGAUGGCAAUCAAUGACGCAGCAGACAGGAUCGUCUUCGGGAAGGAGACGACAGAGAUGCGAAUCUGGGAUCCGACCAGAUCAAACUCGCUGCGGAGGGUCAAAGGAUACAAAGACUUGAAGUUCGGCGUGAAUAGCAAGAUCUUGCUUCUGAAUAAUGGUGAGCGUGCCGCAGUGUUCGCUGGGGACAUCUCCAUGUGGGACUUGGACAAGGGCGAGAUGCUCUCCGUCUUCACCCCGGACAUGAAUAUCCAGAGUUUGGAGAUCGCCAUGGACGGUCAGCUGAUCGUGUUUGGCCUUCGUGACAUUGCGAAGGUCGUUACCUUGAGAAUGUCCAAGGGUCAUCGGAAGGAGCUUGAAAUCGCCGGGAAGGACAUCUUUGGGGAGAAAGAGGAAUCAAGCGACGACGACUCUGAUGAAGAGGAGGAUGCUCCUGCUGCUGAUGACGAGGACGAAUAAGGUGGGGUCAGAGGUCAGGUCGUAGCUAGCAAUGGACAGUCUGGGUCGAGACUCAACUUUUUUAUGGACUGCUCUCCCAUGGAACAUGACCGGUCACAACUGACAUCGGUGCAAGUCGCGUCACAACGAGACAAUGUUAAGUGAGGAGGGCUAGAUGUGACUAACAGUCCAAACUAUGGUUGGACGAAAUGAUUGUGACCGCUUCCUUGAAAGCAGAAUAGUAAGACAGAUCUUGUCUGAAAAAAUAUGAGUUGAAAUGAUAUGUGUCAAAAUUAACCCGGGCCAACUGUGAUAUGACGAGUUGAAUAUGAAGGACUGUUGUAAAUAAUCAUAUACAUGUACUUUAGAAACGCACGGGGGGGGGGUUAUGGGGCGAAAGAUGCCAAGCAAAUUCAACUGUUUACUCGGAUCUUCAGCGCCAGUGGAGCUUAGUAUGUU
Molecule: messenger RNA, 7752 nt
Organism: Lineus longissimus
Lineage: Eukaryota; Metazoa; Nemertea; Pilidiophora; Heteronemertea; Lineidae
Exons: 13
Coding region: 649-7314 (2221 amino acids)
Molecular function (GO): protein binding
Source: RefSeq, a predicted model, not a curated record